GGCCAUGGCAAGAUUACAGGGCCCAACGAAGUGACAGUCCUCAAAGAAGACGGCUCUAAUGACACUGUCAAAACCAAGAACAUUCUGAUUGCCACGGGCUCAGAGGUCACUCCCUUCCCAGGCAUCCCUGUCGAUGAGGAGCAGGUUGUAUCCUCUACUGGCGCACUCAAGCUCAAAAAUGUUCCGGAGAAGUUGAUCCUCAUUGGUGCUGGUGUCAUUGGCCUAGAGCUCGGAUCUGUGUGGUCUCGUCUGGGAGCACAAGUGACAGCUGUAGAGUUCCUAGGCUCCAUUGGUGGCUUGGGUAUUGACGCAGAGAUCUCAAAGAACUUCCAACGAAUCCUGACCAAACAGGGUCUCAAGUUCAAGUUGAGCACAAAGGUCCUGAGUGCCAGCAAGCAAGGCGACAAGGUCAUGGUUUCUGUUGAGGGAGUCAAGAAUGGAAAGAAAGAGGAGCUUGAAUGUGACACCCUCCUGGUCUGUGUGGGACGUCGGCCCUACACCACCAACCUUGGCCUGGAGGAGCUUGGGAUUGAGAAAGACGAGAAGGGCCGCAUUCCAGUCAACUCUCGCUUCCAGACUAUCAUCCCCAACAUCUUUGCCAUCGGGGAUUGCAUCCAUGGCCCCAUGCUGGCUCACAAGGCAGAAGAUGAGGGCAUUGUGUGUGUAGAGGGCAUUGCUGGCGGCCCUGUCCACAUCGACUACAACUGUGUACCAUCUGUUAUCUACACUCAUCCUGAGGUGGCUUGGGUUGGCAAGACAGAGGAGGACCUGAAGGCUGAGGGUGUGGAGUAUGCAGUUGGCAAGUUCCCAUUUGCAGCCAAUUCCCGUGCUAAGUGUAAUGAUGACACUGAUGGCCUGGUCAAGAUCUUGGCAGACAAGCAUACAGAUCGGUUGUUGGGCGCACACAUCAUUGGUCCAGGCGCAGGCGAGAUGAUCAAUGAGGCAGCAUUGGCCAUGGAGUAUGGUGCUAGUUGUGAGGACGUAGCACGUGUAUGCCAUGCCCACCCCACCUGCUCGGAGGCCUUCCGUGAAGCUAACCUGGCUGCAUACUUUGGAAAGCCCAUCAACUUCUAAUGAAUAGGCUGUUAUUUAUAAAAGAAACGAUAAAAAAAUAAUGAGAUAUAUGUAUUGUCUAUAUUUUUUCCGUGCUUUUAGUCUCGUUUAGGGAUGAGGAUCUUUGAUGCAUUUCACAAGCUGUUUAACCCAUUCUUUCUUUCUCUUCUCUUUCUUUUAGACACAGUUACACAAUCAUGAAAAAAAUCAAAAUCUUGGUUAGAGCUUUCUGUUAAACUGUUUUCGGAGUAAAAUUAAUUAUUUAUAUUGCAAUGAAGUUUGUUCACAUAUAAUAAAUUAUUUCUCUUUACAUGUCACUUUUUUCAUGCUAUUUUUUCUAACCCAAAGAUGUAAUGCAUCAUGUCUGUACAUAGUUGUGCAUAUGAAACUUGUCGUAUGUGGAAGAUGCAAUGUAAGUAUAUUAUACUUGGCGAGAAUUUCUCAAUUUGUAAGUAAAACACACUGUCUGU
Molecule: messenger RNA, 1523 nt
Organism: Penaeus vannamei (Pacific white shrimp)
Lineage: Eukaryota; Metazoa; Arthropoda; Malacostraca; Decapoda; Penaeidae
Source: RefSeq, a predicted model, not a curated record